CUUGCGCGGAGCCAGGGGGCGGGGCCCUUGCGCGUCCCGGUUGCCUGGAUACCACUGUGGAACAAUAGCAGCGGCGUGAGCUCCUGGGCAGUUGGGUCUGGGCUAGAACGGGCGGUUGGUCCUCAUUCUCCGCGGAGCCCCGAGGAGGAACAGCCUGGUCGCGGUCUGCGAAGAGCGAUGCCGCUUCCCGAUUCCAUGUUCUGCGCGCAGCAGAUCCACAUUCCCCCAGAACUGCCGGACAUCCUGAAGCAGUUCACCAAGGCUGCGAUCCGCACCCAGCCCGCCGACGUGCUGCAGUGGUCCGCGGGGUAUUUUUCAGCUUUGGCAAGAGGAGAUCCACUUCCUGUAAAGGACCGAAUCGAAAUGCCCGUGGCCACUCAGAAAACAGACACAGGCCUGACUCAAGGACUCCUGAAAGUUUUGCACAAGCAGUGUGGCCACAAGCAAUAUGUGGACUUGGCAGAUCUUGAGCAGAAAUGGAAGAAUUUGUGCCUGCCGGUAGAAAAAUUCAGAGCUCUUUUACAGUUGGAUCCUUGUGGAAAGAACAUGGAGUGGAUGAAGUUUUUAGCGCUUGGAUGUAGCAUGCUUGGUGGGUCCUUAAACUCUGCGAUGAAGAACCUGUGCGAGAUCCUGACCACGGACCCCGAGGGCGGGCCCGCCCGCAUCCCGUUCGAGACGUUCUACUACGUCUACCGGUACUUGUCCGGCCUGGACUCAGAAAUCCCCGCGGCCGACACCGAAUCCUAUCUUGCCUCUUUGAAGGAAAACAUAAGCACUAGAAAGUCCGGCCUGAUAGCCCUUUCAGAUUUCUUCGUCCUGAAGAGGAAAUUCUAGAAAACUCUGAAAAGAACUCAGAAGGCAUAGGGCGUUAAUUCAGAGAAGAACCCAUUUUAAUGUCAAAACAGUGCUUUUAAAAACCUUGGCACCAAAUACAACUUGUCCUUAACCACAUCCA
Molecule: messenger RNA, 955 nt
Organism: Equus quagga
Lineage: Eukaryota; Metazoa; Chordata; Mammalia; Perissodactyla; Equidae
Gene: ROPN1L
Product: rhophilin associated tail protein 1 like
Exons: 6
Coding region: 178-834 (218 amino acids)
Source: RefSeq, a predicted model, not a curated record